Cladocopium goreaui is the source of this 2256-nucleotide messenger RNA. The record is from the annotation of a GenBank genome assembly. Lineage: Eukaryota; Dinophyceae; Suessiales; Symbiodiniaceae.
AUGGCCGACUCGAAGAUGCAGUACAAGAUGAUGGCCAGGCGCCCUGGGGACCUCGCAAGAGCUUUCUCGGUUUGCAGCGGCUGGUCCAAGCUUGGCGCUGAGGCCAACGAACGCGUUCUUUCUUGUUUCCAAGGAAAUGAGCAACUGGGUCACAGGUUCUUUCUGACGUUGGCCCCAAUGGCGUCGUUCAAAUUCAGAUUGGAAGAGGCAACGGCUCAGGGCAUCGUGGCCAUGAGGGAGAAGACCCAGGAGGUGCUGCUGGCCAAGCCUGUGAGGGGUCCAUUGCUCACUGUGGACUUGGCCCCGCCAGUCGAUGGAUAUAUGGCCUACACUUUCAUGUACACCUUCAGUGGCAGUUUGGCUGGCAGUGGCCAGAUCAAGGACGACCAGACCAUGGCAGCAUUGUGGGGCAAGAUGCGACAUCAUUUGAUGAACAUGAGGCUGCACUCUGAGCUUGACAUCUCGGCAACCUAUCUCACGUACAUGGAGAAGCAAGUCAAGAGCAGCAACAUGAAGAUCACCACGAUGAUUGCCAAGUCCAUGCACGAACCUGAGCCGGAACCUGCGCCAAAGCCAGCUGCCAAGAGCAAUGCGUUGAAGAAGCCCGCUGGCAAGGCAGUGAAGAAGGUGCUGAGCGAUGCACUCGAUGAUACAGAGCGCUUCCUGCAAGCGCAGAAAGGCCUUGACUGUUUCCCGCAGGUCUUGGAGCAGCAAUGUGCUGCCGUGCUCAGACAGUGUCAGAUGCUUCCGAAGCUGACAGGAGAUGAAGCGGCAGCGCUGAUCGAGAAAGUGAAGGACAAACUAGGCCAGAUGGCCAUCAGCAUCUCCCCGAUAGUACUUGCCAUCAGUGGCAAGGUCACGGCACCCUUAGACAACAAGAAAGGCCAGACAAGGCCGAAGCAAGCCUUGUCCAAUUUUGGUGCAUACUUGACUCAGCGGGACGUCGUGAUGCUUGGCAACCCUCAAGUCAGCAACUACACCAAACUUGACCACAUCGCGGUGAGAAUGGUCAGAAUAGGCCUCGACAUCCCGAAUGAAGUCACAGCGGGACACGUUCUCAAGGUGUGUGGCGAGAUGGGAUUGGAGUUGGGCACGGCCAAACAGAGCUUGGACUUGCUCAACCAGUUGAAGUAUCUCUACAAGUCAAAAGCAAAGAGAGCCAAGGUGGAUGUCAGCAAACAAGCUCACAUCAUUAUCUACCCAGAGGUGCCUUCAGAGAUCAUGAUUCGAGACUGCUACGAUGCUGACGAUCCUCCCUUGACAAGCGCCUGCAGUAGUGCUGGUACUUUGGAGUGUUUGAGAAAAAGCUCAAACAAGAGCAAGCCUGAAACAGCUUUGGUUCCAAAGCCUGCGCAUGAGAUGCAGUCACCUACUAUGCCAGGCCUUGCGCCUCAUGCCAUGCAACAGGCUAUGGCUCAACAAGCUAUGGCUUUUAUGGGCAUGGAUCCGAUGGCUGCCAUGAACAUGAUGCAAGUGAUGGCAAUGCGCUUCCUUGGUCAGAGCCAGCAGCAGGAUACCGCUCCUGCAGGCUUGAAGAUCUUUGCUGGCAACAAGGCUGAGUUGAAUCAGGUAACUCCAAGCCGUUCACCCAGUGCUCCGUCAAGUGCAGCUUCACCGCCUGCUGCUGCGACACCACAAGUUGAGUCACAAGAAGAUUCACAAGGUCAAGAGCUGCAGCUUGCCUUGCCAGAUGUUGUGAAACUGGUGCCAGCAGAAGAGCAGCUUGCCGCUGUCCAAGCAGCCACGCAGGAAAGACAGAUGAAAAGAGCAGAAGCCAAGGAAACAGAGCCACAGAAAGAGACACCUUCUGCAAAGGCAAAAGCAAAAUGCAAAGGCAAGGCAAAAGCCAAGAGUAAGGCAAAAGGAGCAGCCAAGAGUCCGGCAAAAGGGUCUGCCAAGAGUAUGGCACAGGGAGCUGCAGCUUCGUCCAAGAGAAAGGCAAGUGAUGGCGAUGAUGCUGUGGCCCCAUCCCCCAAGGCGAAAGCCAAACCCAGUGCAAAGGCCAAAGCAGCUGCUGAGAAAAUGGUUUUCACAGAGGCAAACCGACCGCCAGUCCCAGCGCCCAAGGCAGGCACGACUUGGUACAGAAAGGGCAAGAUUCACCGCAACUCAGGAGCUUUUCGAGUUUUUUUGAGCGCUGGUGAUCGGUGUGACAAAAAAGUGAAAAUCAAAGAUGAAGACAAUUGCGAGGCUGAGUGGCAAAGAGCCCUCACACUGAUUGAUGACUCAUAUGAUGACAUUCCCAAUGCUGAUUAG